Messenger RNA from Oryza sativa Japonica Group (Japanese rice), 1191 nucleotides. RefSeq names its product DAR GTPase 2, mitochondrial. NCBI's taxonomy places the organism in Eukaryota, Viridiplantae, Streptophyta, Magnoliopsida, Poales, Poaceae. Gene Ontology annotation, cellular component: mitochondrion. Gene Ontology annotation, molecular function: GTPase activity; GTP binding. The record is from RefSeq and is a predicted model, not a curated record. Gene Ontology annotation, biological process: mitochondrial translation.
GACUUAUUCCUUGUCUCUAUGCCUUUGGCUCACGUCAGCAAUGGCGGCGGCGACGGAGGCCUUCUCGCGCCGCCUGAGCGAUGCCGUUCGGGGGCUCUCCGGCGCCUGGUACGGCCGCCACAUGGCCGCCGCCGACCGCGCCAUCCGCAGCCGCCUCCCCCUCGUCGACCUCGUCCUCGAGGUCCGCGACGCCCGGGUACCCGCCGCCUCGGCGUUCGCGCCACUCCGCCGCCGCUCCCCGGAGCCCGACCGCCGCCGCCUCGUCGUGCUCAACAAGGCCGACCUCGCGGACCCCUCUCAAACCGAGAAGUGGAUGGCGUACAUGAAGCAAACGAGCUGCUCCUGCGUCGCUCUUAAUUCGCACAGCAGGGAGGGCAUCAAGGAGCUGUUGAAUGCUGUGCGGGCAAAGAUCAGGGAGAUUAAACUUGGUGAGAGCGAUUGCACUGGAACCGUCCUCUUGGUCGGUAUUCCUAAUGUUGGGAAGUCAGCAAUCGUCAAUGCCAUGCAUCGAAUUGGGAGGAUUGGGGCAGCAGAGAAGGGAAAGCUCAAGCAUGCCAUUGUGAGCAGCCAUCCAGGAGAAACCAAGGACAUAAGUGGUUACAAGGUUGCUAGUCAUCCAAAUAUAUAUGUAUUAGACACUCCUGGUGUUUUGUCUCCUGUAUUUUUUAAUGACGAGUCUGGUCCUCUACUAGCUUUGACAGGAGCAAUCAAGGAUUCCAUGAUGCAGGAGUUUGAGAUUGCCCAAUUUCUGCUUGCAAUUUUGAACUCAAGGGAGACAUACAAGAAGUGGGAGAACAUGAAUCAAGCAGGAGAUAUGCCUUCUUUCAGCCAUGCAAUGUCAUCCAGCAGUCACCAUAAUAAAAGGCAAUAUGCUUCAGAUCAUACCCAAGAUUUUGUUGUGAAGGCUGUUCGCCAAGUGCUUUUUGAUAGUAUAUCAUCUUUUAAGGGGUAUUUAGAAAAUGAGAAUGAAUUAAAGAGUUUGAUAGAAUGCCAGUUUAUAGCCUUGCAGGAGGCUUUCAGGGUUUCUGCUGAUCUAAGUGAGGAUGUGCGUAAACUUGUUGCUAUGAAAUUACUCAACCUCUAUCGAACAGGAAGACUUGGCCGUUAUACCUUAGACUGUGCUCCAGAUGUUAGGAAGGAAAUUGUUUCAUGAAUCUCAUGAUCAUUCAAGUGCGUAGUAGAACAUGUCAU